AUGCCAGAGAACCUGGUUCCGAGCGGAAGUCAGCCGCCGAACCCUUGGAGUUUCAAUAACAAGUAUCCCAUCGACAUCGCCAGGGAACUUGGCAUAGAACCACCACAAAGCCCCUCGCCAAAGCCUGAGAUGAUGCGACACAGUAUUACCAAAACUAGCAGAGUCAAGGCCGAGAAAAGCAAAGGCAAACCAAAAAGGAAUCUCUUGGCAAGAUUUGCAUUGAACAGGCGCGCAAGUAAAGCCAAGGCAAAAAUUGAAGUUGAGAAAGCCGAUCAAGCUGACUACCGUGAUCGAUGGCCUACUGUAACGACGCUAGUGGCUGAACAUUCAGACUCACGCUUUUUCCAGGAUGUUAACGAGCAAACAGAGGAGGAGGCACCGCGGUCUGCGAAAUCAAAAGUCCUUGAAGCUGUUGCCACGCCGAUCGAAUGGCUUGCUGAUCGACUUGGUACUGCAUCAGAGCACAUAGGCCACCAGGUCGAAGUUGCGGACGCUAGAGCACUGAAGAGGGCCAGCGAUAGCUCCAGCAGGAAAGGAUCAACAAGACCUGGUGGUAGUACACAUCCUUAUGACACGGGAGUUGAAAGGCAGCUCCCAAAUAACAUGGCCCAGGAUGAGUCUGAGGCUCAUAUCGAACGUCAGACGGGUCCUAAACCAUCAGGUCGACCUCGUCUGCAGAGCCGUGCACGGCAAAAUCCGGAGGUGGGAGAAAGGGCCCUGGGCGAUGACUUCCUGCCGCCUGUUGACGAUACGCCGACUGCAUUCACGACAGAUGAAGAUACUGUAGGGGUUUCCAAGCCUCGCAGCAAAUGGAGAACUGUUGCUGGUCAUCGUGCCACUGGCUACCCAGGGAAUGAACCAGGACGGAAGCCUGCACGACAAAGCUUCGGAACCCAUGAUGCUUAUGGUAUCAAUAGCGAAGCAAAGGAUCGCUUACGACCUGUACCUACGCAGGAAACCCGCGCACAUUCUGGUGCCGAGCGUCCAGAAGCCAAGCAAGGAGGACGGCUGAUGUCCAAUAGCUAUGCAACGGACGCAACACCGGCUGAACAAGCUGCACAAAAAGGACCGCGCCUCAUCAAGUUUCCUUCUUUCAAUGGCAACAGUCAACGUUCAAAAUCAGUUGUCACGACUCGCCCAGUUCCCACUCCACCUGUGGCCCGUACUCACCACGACAGCGGCCAACGUGUCACCAAGGCUAUGCGAAGCAUGUCCCAUCCUGCACAGAUGCCCCCAGCAGCUGUCAGUUUCGCUCAGAAGCUCGCACCUCUGCCCAUAGAGCCAUCGCCGCCAAAAUCUGGGUUUCUUGGACAAUGGCUCCAGAGUAUGCUUCCGACACCACAAAGUCGGGCCGUCAGCCCCGACGAAUCCGUUGAUGGCCUAGCUCCACUUGACUCACCACAUAUUCAAAUUCGUGACGCACAUCGAGAACGGGGAAGUAACGCGUCGGCCAUUUCGUACGGCAGAGCCAGAUACCGUAAUGGUGAAGCGGUACCAUUAGCGGGUGUCAGAAGGUCAAACGAAGAUAGACCCCAGACAGCGCCUCCAGGCUUGAAGAAAGGCGGGUGGUUCAGGCGCGUGUCUAAACCUUCGCCUCCAGAAACAAUGAGCUGGGUGAGCACAGCGGCUACACAGACCGAAGACCCCCAAAUAUACGAGGCAGACGGCCGUGAAACAGCAGCCAACGGCAACUCCAAGAGGACCAAAGGAGGCAGAGGCGGUCAGACCGGUCAAGUUUGAAUGUGCAAUGGCAGGGGGGAAAAGUCCUGAGGAUCAGUCUGUACACCACGUGGGAAAUGCAAAGAUCAUGGGAUGACCUUGCUCUAUCCAGAAACAAUGACCAAUAUAUGUGAGUAAGUGCACGACUGUUUCUCUGGAUAGUGGAUAGAUGUCUACGAAGCGGAGAGGAUGCGGCAAUAGGGUGCGGUGAGGGGAACGCGGCAGUGUUCCGUUGCGGAUAUGUCCCAGCGCAGUGGAU
This is a messenger RNA of Truncatella angustata, 1978 nucleotides long. RefSeq lists its product as uncharacterized. The transcript is spliced from 2 exons. The record is from RefSeq and is a predicted model, not a curated record. The coding region runs from base 1 to 1740 and encodes 579 amino acids. Lineage: Eukaryota; Fungi; Ascomycota; Sordariomycetes; Amphisphaeriales; Sporocadaceae.